Messenger RNA from Suillus fuscotomentosus, 980 nucleotides. RefSeq lists its product as uncharacterized. Bases 207 to 512 code for a protein of 101 amino acids. Lineage: Eukaryota; Fungi; Basidiomycota; Agaricomycetes; Boletales; Suillaceae. The record is from RefSeq and is a predicted model, not a curated record. The transcript has 2 exons.
GCUGAAAAACUGGACCUUCGUAUUGCCCAUAUCGUACAUGAUUAUCUUCGUUUUCCCUUCUCCUUCAACGUUUCAACUCUGGUCUCCUCUCAUUGACUAUUGCACUUUUCGAUUUCAGCUUCCCUAGUAUUUCACGGUUGAAUAUCUCGGCUGCCGUGACGGGUCUCCAGUGUGACCUGAACCACCCCAUCAAUGCCUUUCGUACCAUGGCACGGAUCACACUCACAGACUGGUCAUCCAUGCCAGAUGGUUGUCGCUACCCCUUAGCGAGAUCGUCUCAUCACCAGUCCUUUGUUCAUGCCCACGAAUGCCUCCCCUGGGCGUGGAUCUUGGCACGAGAAACCCUAUUUAAUGUCGAUUGCACGAUUGUGCCCACUGAUCAGUCUCACCUGCUUGAGGGACAUAUCAGCAUGCUUCAUAUUCUGAACAGUUCUCCAAGCUCUCUCACUUCGGAUCUUGGUCUGCACAAAAUACCGCCUCGCCUUUCCGUUUUGAGCCUGCGCAUGACCUGACGACUGAACUGUCUGCCGCCGCACCAUCGCUACGGCGUCAUCUCCCUUCGUUGAUAUCUUGGCUGAGACAUCUCUGCCUCAGCACGCUACUGAAUGGAUCAUGCGGUGAAACACUUGCAGGCUGAAGAGAAAAUCAUAGCAUUGUCAUCCUUACAUACCGCUCCCACGAACUCCUUCUCUCAACAACAUCCCUUUGCUGCCUCAGACGCAUCAAUGCUCCCAUCACCAGCAUCACUUUUCCAGAGCCGGUCAGUUACGUCUGCAGCAGCGACACCCAAUAGCCAGGUGGUAGUCUCACUGGCGAGUUAUGGAACGUCAGCAGGGAUCCUGCAUGGCGAGCUACUGGGCAUCAUAGCCGCUGUUUUACUGUCUAUUCACGCUAACCCACAAGAACCCUACUCCGUUUUGACAGAUCACAAAAUGCAGUCCACAUGCUACAAGACGUUCUUCCCGGUGCUCUACCCCACA